Trypanosoma rangeli is the source of this 1689-nucleotide messenger RNA. Its product is annotated as zinc finger protein family memeber. The coding region runs from base 1 to 1689 and encodes 562 amino acids. The transcript has a single exon. Gene Ontology annotation, molecular function: metal ion binding. Lineage: Eukaryota; Euglenozoa; Kinetoplastea; Trypanosomatida; Trypanosomatidae. The record is from RefSeq and is a predicted model, not a curated record.
AUGUAUCAGGCGCACUUUGGUGACAAAAACACGCGUGAGACCACUGCCGCUGGGAAUACAAAGUCACGUUUUUUUGGUUCAGCUAUAAAUCCCUCAUCACGCAGCUUGAGAAGAAGUUCGGUCUCUUUUACACCUCACAGCCAGGCGCUGCGCACCAACUCCGGAGGGUUGCCCACGUGUAUUGCAAAUCAAAGUGUUACGCCUGCGACGAAUAUGUCUUCAGCUGGGAAUGCCGCUUCUGUUGCACAUGCUUCCCCUGCUCCUGUGUUAUCAUUGGCUCCCCAUAGUCCCAUCAAUACGGUGAUUGCUCCUUUUCACCAGCCGCUGCAGCAACAAACCGUGUUUGUGGUAAAUGUGGGCGAUGUGCAGCCAAUCCCAUGCGUACCCGUCCAGCAAGUAGUCUUGGCGUCCCCAAGCCCCUUAAAUGCACCACAAUUACUUACGAGCGAGGCUUUCAACACGUCCCAUAGCCGUAGCAGCAGUGGGAAUUUUUCGGUUGAAGGGACUUCGAGGGAUGUCGCAGAAGGAGGCUUCUCCCCGUUAACGCCUGUAGGAUUUGUGGGUGAACCAGCAGUACUUGGUUUCCAGAAUCUGGCUUCCCCAGUCGCAUCACCUAACACGCACAUUUUUCAGUCGCCAUUGCAUUUUGCCUAUUAUUUACCCCCAACACCAUUGGAGCAAGGUGAUAAUAAAUUGGCGACAUCACAGUUUGCCAAUUUUUUAAGCAAUGACGGCAGCAGCCAAAUUCCCGCGCCUGUAAACAACACGACUGAUAUUAAUGGUAAAGAGAAGAUGGAUAACGUCAAUGGUGAACCACAUGUUGAGGUGUAUGCCCCUGACUUUACCUGUAUUAUUUCUCUUCCAGUCUCUGCUAUUACGCAAUUGCCACACUCGUCAUUGGGUGUUUCACGGUUGGUUCUUUGUCGAAAAUAUGUCCCUGGUCAUCCGGAUAGCUGCUGGAAGGGUGCCAUGUGUAAGUUUGUGCAUGCCGACCCUAUGGGCGCACUACAGUGUCCCAUUCACGUGAACUACUCUUGGCGAAGCGUGGAGCGCUGCACGUAUCAGCGUCUCCCAGCUGGAGAAAUGAUUGUUGUGCUGGCACCAAAUGGCAGAGAACCUGCGGAGACGUUUCCGAGUGAGCGCGUUUUGGUUACCCGAGGAAGUCUCAACCGGAAAACUCACGCCGGACCACCCUCUCGCUGCGCCCACUACUACUUCAACCGUCUAUGCAACCGAGGUGAGAACUGUAACUUUAUUCACACCAUUCAUGUUGAUCCGAAUGUGGAGGAGGACUUUAAGCGUGCCCCGGCGUGCAACUCCAUUGCGCCAAUCAAGAAACGAAAUGAACACGCAAAGCCACUUGCCUCAGAACGUUCCGAUGGAUUGAGUAAGGGGGAUGCCAUUGAAACCAGUAAGAAAACCGCUAUGGCACCGUGUUCAGUGGGGCACAACAAUAUUCCUGAGUCUUUUGACUUUGCAGCCAACACUGUGUCAUCCACCAAUUCAAACUUUUACCUCGCAGUACCUCAGAAUGCCACACGCCUGUCGAAUUGCUCAGUGCCGUCGGUGGGAGGUGCCAGCGCGCGCAGCAGCUCCAGUGGGGUGACGAAUCCAAUUGAAUGGACAUUUGUGGAUAACCUGGAUUGCUCUAUUUGGUCAGACGGAGAGAAGGCACCUCUGCCCUCUUAA